Ilex paraguariensis (yerba mate) is the source of this 1145-nucleotide messenger RNA. The record is from the annotation of a GenBank genome assembly. Lineage: Eukaryota; Viridiplantae; Streptophyta; Magnoliopsida; Aquifoliales; Aquifoliaceae.
AUAAGUGGGAUUCCGGCUACGGGCUUGAGCCUGAAAAGUCCAAGUUCAGGUUGUGUGAUUCCCGUGAAGAUACCCCCACUCCAACCUUUUCUCUUAGUGACGGCAAGACCUUAGUUUCAAAACAUGGAAAAUUUGAACUGGGUUUUUUCAGUCCAGGCAGUUCCAAGAGCAGGUACUUGGGAAUUUGGUACAAGAAUAUCCCAGUUAGAACGGUUGUUUGGGUGGCCAACAGACAAAGCCCACUCAAAGAUUUCUCGGGCACAUUGAUGUUCAAAAAAACAGGCAAUCUUAUUCUUGUCAGUCACAAAGAUGGUGUCGUUUGGGCAUCAAAUUCAUCGGGACAAGUUCAGAAUCCAGUGGCACAGCUGUUAGAUUCUAGAAAUCUUGUAGUAAGAGAAGUGAAAGACAUAAACUCAGAGGUAUAUGUGUGGCGGAGCUUUGAUUAUCCAUCUGAUACAUGGUUACCAGGUAUGAAAAUAGGAUGGGACUUAAGGGUUGGUCUGGACAGGCGGACAUCUUCAUGGAAGAAUUCCGAAGACCCUUCACCUGGAGACCUAACUUAUGGCAUAGAACGUCAUGAAUAUCCUGAGGCAGUUAUAUGGAAGGGUUCAAAAAAGUACUUUCGAACUGGCCCCUGGAAUGGCCUUCGAUUUAGUGGUGUACCUAACUUACGGUCCAGUCACUUGUAUAAAUUAAACUUUAUCUCUAAUGAGGAGGAGGUUUACAACACAUACCUGUUCACGAAUGAAUCUGAAAUCAUAAAGCUUGUUUUGAACCAAACCACCUCCAUGGCAGAGGGCCAUACAUGGAAGAAAGCUGAACAGACCUGGAAGACCUUUUUAUCAUGGCCGCUAGACUAUUGUGACAAUUAUGGUGUUUGUGGUGCCAACGGAAUAUGCGACAUUGCUGCCAUACCUGUUUGCCAAUGUUUUAUGGGAUUCAAACCAAAAUCACCGGAAGUAUGGAAGUUGUUGGACUUGUCACAGGGAUGCAUACGCGAUAAGCCUUCGGACUCCCAAAGGACGGAAGGCUUUAAUAAAUUUGUAGGCUUGAAAUUGCCAGAUACUACUAAUAGUUGGUUGGACAAAAGUAUGAGCCUUAGUGAAUGCAGGGACAAGUGCUUAAAGAAUUGCUCUUGCUUAUAA